GGUGGGACUGGGGCCCCUACAAAGAUCUUGGAAAAGAUCUUGAGGCAGCGAGCGUCUCAUCGAUCGGCUGCUGUCGUUGCAGCGUUAGUAUUUGAGCAGAGCUCGCGCCUGCUCCUGUUCUAUAGAUCCAAUUUCAUAAGUCGACGAGAAAGGCAGAAGGCGAGAAGCGGCAGGCAGCGAGCGCGAGCGCCAGAGCUCUUGCUCCCCUCGCUCAUCGCUCGCAUUGCCGCAUUUUGUGAGUGUCGGACUGAUCACUCAGUCCGUCACUGCAAACGCGAGCGAGCGAGAGUGCGAGUGAGCGAGCGAGCGAGCGAGAGCCGCGGUGUGUCUGUGAGAUCCAAUCCUUUUUCUGCUUUGCGCGCUGUGGGGCGCGAUGGCCUCGUCCACCACCACCGCCGUGAAGCAAUCUUCGGGUGGGCUGUGGUCGAAAUGGGGCACCGGCAGCAACUUGAGCUUCGUGUCGCGCAAGGAGCAGCAGCAGCAGCAGCAGCAGAGCUCUCCCGAGGCGUCGACUCCCGCGGCGCAGCAGGAGAAAUCCAUCAGUAGAGAAUCCAUCCCCGAGGGCUUCUUGACCGUGGAGGAGGUGUCGAAGCACGACAAUCCGAGCGACUGCUGGAUCGUCAUCAACGACAAGGUGUACGACGUGAGCGCAUUCGGGAAGACGCAUCCGGGCGGCCCUGUGAUCUUCACGCAGGCCGGCCGCGACGCCACGGAUUCUUUCAAGGUUUUCCACUCCGCCAAGGCGUGGCAGUUUCUCCAGGACCUGUACAUCGGAGAUCUGUACAAUGCCGAGCCAGUGUCGGAGCUGGUGAAGGAUUACCGAGACCUGAGGACGGCGUUCAUGCGUUCUCAGCUAUUCAAGAGCAGUAAAAUGUACUACGUGACCAAGUGCGUCACAAAUUUUGCAAUUCUUGCCGCCAGUCUCGCAGUCAUCGCGUGGAGCCAGACGUAUCUGGCGGUUUUGUGCUCCAGUUUCCUGUUGGCUCUCUUCUGGCAGCAAUGUGGAUGGUUAUCGCACGAUUUUCUCCACCACCAGGUGACCGAGAACCGAUCGCUCAACACGUACUUCGGCGGCCUGUUCUGGGGUAACUUCGCCCAGGGCUACAGCGUGGGAUGGUGGAAGACCAAGCACAAUGUGCACCACGCGGCCACGAACGAAUGCGACGACAAGUAUCAGCCCAUCGAUCCCGACAUCGACACCGUGCCCCUGCUCGCCUGGAGCAAGGAAAUCUUGGCCACCGUCGACGACCAAUUCUUCCGAUCGAUCAUCAGCGUGCAGCACCUUCUGUUCUUCCCGCUCCUCUUCUUGGCAAGAUUCAGCUGGCUGCAUUCGAGUUGGGCCCACGCCAGCAACUUCGAGAUGCCUCGGUACAUGAGAUGGGCGGAGAAGGCCUCGCUCCUCGGGCACUACGGCGCCUCAAUCGGCGCCGCCUUCUACAUUUUGCCCAUCCCCCAGGCCAUCUGCUGGCUCUUCUUGUCGCAACUGUUUUGCGGCGCUCUGCUCAGCAUUGUCUUCGUGAUCAGCCACAAUGGCAUGGAUGUGUACAACGACCCCCGGGACUUCGUGACGGCCCAAGUCACCUCGACCAGAAACAUCGAAGGCAACUUCUUCAACGACUGGUUCACCGGAGGCCUGAACAGGCAGAUUGAGCACCAUCUGUUUCCGUCUCUUCCGAGGCACAACCUCGCCAAGGUCGCGCCACACGUCAAGGCGCUCUGCGCCAAGCACGGUUUGCAUUACGAAGAAUUGAGUCUGGGCACGGGAGUCUGUCGUGUCUUCAAUCGGCUAGUAGAGGUAGCAUACGCUGCGAAAGUAUAGAUCGACGAGAGUUUCCCACCAACACAGUUAGAACAAGGGAAUAGUACGAGAGAAGGAGACAGCAACCUGGACUUUUUGUUCCUGAUGUUGCAUACUUUCUCGAAUAUACGUCUCCACGCCUUCAAGUUUCAGCUUCAACUGAUUGUCUUCAGUAACCAUCGCUUGCUCCAACUGGGCGACCUGCAGAAUUGAAGAUCAGUUUUACUGAGUUUGUACCGAGAGUUUCCCAAAUUUUGUUGUAGGCUGAUGACCCAAUCCUAGCAUACACUUUAGGAAUAAGCAGUCUCAACAUAAUUAGGUCCAUCAUUCAGCAAUUUCGAUACAGCGCCUGGGAUUCGACGAGUUUACACGAUGAGUAUGGCUUGUAACUGGCCUUCUCAAGGUAGCCUUGGAUCUCCCCGGGCCUCUUGCCAUCCCAUUCACCCAAUCGAGAUUCUGCAGUCUCCAACCUUUUCUGGAAGUUCUCAAUCUGUAACCUCUGUUGUAGAGAUAGCAUACGCCACAAGACAAGGUCUUUGUGAACACAGUCGUCUAACAAACAGCAAGUUGUGUGGAUUGGCAUCUAAAUAACCGCCUCUGGUCAAGUAACAGCAGGUGUUCCGCAGUUUCCAGGAACAUACUUUGUUUCUGUCACAGCCAGGCGGUGAAUAGUAAAGCCAAUUCAACACAUACGGGAGAAGAUGGGUCGAUAUUUGUAUUUGGCAGGGUGUCCAGAUUUCACCCAUCAGUCUCUCACUUGCUUGUAUGUCCCUGACGUGCUUCAAAAUUUUGCGCGGGGAAUCAUCAAUAUACUUACCAUUUGUAAAGUCUGCUUCCGGUGUUCUGUUUCCACUACUUGAAGUUUCUUGUUUACUUGCUGGGCUUGAUAGUCGGCAUUAUCUGCC
This is a messenger RNA of Marchantia polymorpha subsp. ruderalis, 2703 nucleotides long. Lineage: Eukaryota; Viridiplantae; Streptophyta; Marchantiopsida; Marchantiales; Marchantiaceae. The record is from the annotation of a GenBank genome assembly.